UUUAAAAUUUUUAGAAGGUAGCGAUGGCUUUUGAGACAUUUCGCAAUAAAAGCUUCAGACGGCGCAGCAUUUCGUCUCCUUUCCCGAUAAGCUCAGUGAUUACGGGAGUGGCAACGCCUAGGGCAUCGAAAUCCGAGCCUCUCCCUUCCUUUCUCUCUCAAUUAACUAAACUGCGCUUUUUCUACCUGCUUCCCUCCUUCUUCUUCCUCCCUCGCCAAACCCUAACCCAAGAUUCCCUUUUUCUCACUCACUUUUCCUCCUGCUCUCCCCUAACUGAUAAGGGCGGACCAUCAAGACUAAAGCACGUGCUGUUGAUUACUGGGAGGUGCAGAGUCCGAAUUUUCCGCUAAAAGAUCAGCUGGAUCCGCAAAAUCGAGCUGCCUCUGUGCACUUCUGUAGUGAGGCAUCUGCCUUCUGCCCGCUUGCAGGUGGCAGCAAUUACAGGAAGCGGAGGGUUAAAGUGCUUAAACCAAGGGUACUUAUUGAAACAGCUAAGCUCUCCUCCUUAUCGAUGAUGUUUGUGAUAGAGCUGCAGAAAGUUAAAGCUGCGAGCUGACAUCGUCGGCCAUGGAUGUGGCAGCUUUCAAAAGUCUCUUCUUUUUUUGUUUUUCAACUGCCCCAUUCUUCUUCCCUUUUUAUCUCCACACCCACUCAGCAAAGGAAUAACGCCAUCACCAUACAUCCUCAUUUCACCAGCAUCUCCCUCUCUAUCUCUCCCUUCUUCCCCUUCAUAUAGUCACAGGAACAGUAGGGGAGAGGUUUUAAGUGUAACUAAAAAGGAAUGAGCUUGGGUUAGAGAUGGAGGUGAAACGCCAACCCAGCAAGCGAUCCCGUUUAAGCAACGCAGACAAGGGCGACGAAAAAGCGCGUACAAUGAUCUUAUCUCAUCCAUCGGCCCGAAUCUUUAGAGUUUCUCGAGCUUCCGGCGGCAAAGACCGCCAUAGCAAGGUGUUCACCUCCAAAGGGCUCCGUGAUCGGCGAGUUCGCCUCUCUGUUUCAACCGCAAUAGAGUUCUACGACCUUCAAGACCGACUAGGUUUCGACCAGCCCAGCAAGGCUAUUGAGUGGCUUAUCAAGGCCGCUUCCUCCGCCAUUGCUGAACUCCCUUCUCUUGUUUCUUCCUUCCCCGAACUCGCAGGUGGUAGGAUGAAUGCUGAGACUGGUAAGAUGAUCGCCGAGGCGGAGCCUGGUUGUAGCAGCACCUCAGAGACAAGCAAGGGUUCAGUACUAUCCCUCUCUCGCUCAGAAAUACGCAUUAAGGCGAGGGAACGAGCUCGCCUUCGUACUGCAAAGGAUAAGGAAGAGAAGGAAGAAGAUGACGGAGAUCAUCUUGAUGCCACUGAACAACAUCCUCAGAAUAUGAAUCAGAGCUCCUUCACCCAACUCCUAAUUGCAGGUUCAUCGAGCGAAAGAACCCAAAUUCAGGAAAUAUUGCGACCAUCUACUGUCACCGCCGACUACUUUGGCCAAGCCGGCUUCUUUGCUCGAACUCAACUACCAUCUUCGUUCUGUUCCACUAAAGGUCAAAUUUUUGGCAGCUAUUCUCCAGUUGGAAUGAUGCCUUACAAUAUCGCUGCAGCCACAGGAGAUAACUCGGAUAUGCAACAGUUCUCUUUUAUAAACGAGCACAUGGAUUACAACCUCAACUUUCCCGGUUUCCACAGGGGGACCCUUCAGUCCAAUCCAUCACUUCACUCGCCAUUUUCUCCCUCUUCUUCUUCCAUGGAUGUGCAAAACGUGCCUUUCUUCUUCGGUGCAGCGGCUCCAUCGACGGAAGCUCAUUUUUAUUCUAUAUGCGACGGUCGGCUACAGCUCAGCAAGGAGCCCAUAACACCGUUCUGCCUUGAUGGUUACAGGCCCCCGGACCUUAAAGGAAAGAGAAAUAGCUGAUUUUGAAGACAUGGCAGUCAUGGACCUUUCAAGUAAUUGCUCUCUUUGCUGGGUUGUAAAUGAAGCAAUGCACUGGAUGGUCAACUCAAAUUCAGCUCAAUUAAUUACUCAAAGCUAGGCACUCCUAGAACAUUCAUCUGGAAUCAAAGCAAUUUAAACCUCAGUGCUCGGAAGAGAUGCAACUACGCCUCCGUAUGUUUAAUUUAAAUCUUGGCACACCUAGAACAACUUCAGAUAGAGUGAGUGGAAAGGCAAUGCUCGGCAGUGAUGCUCUAAACACAAGAAGAGGUUUCUGAUUAAAAUUUAAGUCUCCAACUUCUAUAUGAGAAUGCAUUCUUGACAAUGCAAGAGCAAGACAGAAUGAGCGUGCAACAAGUUCUGUUUAGAGUUAUGAGGCUUGCUCUUCUGCAAUUGAGGGAGGAAGAGUGUUUGUGAGUUCCAGACUUGUAGAGAAGAAUUCUGAGUGUGUUGUAUUAUGUACAUUUCUCUACAUUUCAUAGUGAAUUUUUUUGUGCUACAGAUUCCAUGAUU
Messenger RNA from Phalaenopsis equestris, 2421 nucleotides. Its product is annotated as transcription factor TCP2-like. The record is from RefSeq and is a predicted model, not a curated record. Bases 799 to 1890 code for a protein of 363 amino acids. Lineage: Eukaryota; Viridiplantae; Streptophyta; Magnoliopsida; Asparagales; Orchidaceae. The transcript has 3 exons. Gene Ontology annotation, cellular component: nucleus. Gene Ontology annotation, biological process: regulation of secondary shoot formation. Gene Ontology annotation, molecular function: sequence-specific DNA binding; DNA-binding transcription factor activity.